Coccidioides posadasii C735 delta SOWgp is the source of this 2654-nucleotide messenger RNA. The record is from RefSeq and is a predicted model, not a curated record. Lineage: Eukaryota; Fungi; Ascomycota; Eurotiomycetes; Onygenales; Onygenaceae.
AUGCAAUUUGUGAAGAUGACAACUAACACUUCAAAGACAACCGCGGCAUUGGUGUCGGUUCUCAUCUUUCCUAUUUCUCUUGUGCUGUUUGCCAGUGGCUUUUUUCCUUAUAAGCCAUUUCUUCCUGGCCUUGCUGCCUUUAACGAAGAUGGCUCACGGCCUUCUCCUGUCUUUGAUAGGGCCAUAUUUAUGGUCGUUGAUGCCCUGCGCAGUGAUUUUGUAUAUUCAAACAAUUCAGGAUUUGAAUUCACGCAGGGAUUGAUAAGAAAUGGCGCCGCGUUGCCUUUCACUGCCCAUGCAAGCUCUCCAACAAUUACGAUGCCACGAGUGAAAGCUAUUACGACCGGAUCAGUGCCGUCGUUUCUAGAUGUAAUCCUCAACUUUGCAGAAUCUGACACAACAUCCACCCUAGCUCAUCAAGACACAUGGCUGGCGCAAAUCAAACGCCGUCCUGGUGGGCGGCUAAUUAUGUAUGGCGAUGAUACGUGGCUAAAGCUCUUUCCCGGAAUGUUUGACAGGCAUGACGGGACUACCAGCUUCUUUGUCUCCGAUUUUGUCGAAGUGGAUAAUAAUGUUACGCGCCAUGUGCCUGAAGAGUUACAAAAUGACGAUUGGUCGGCAAUGAUCAUGCAUUAUCUUGGCCUUGAUCAUAUUGGCCACAAGGCUGGCCCAUUCAGUCCAUAUAUGAUACCCAAACAACGGGAAAUGGAUUCAAUUGUGAAGCAAAUAUACACUGCAAUGGAAAAACAGGAUCACCUUGCGUCGACAGUCCUGGUUUUGUGUGGUGACCAUGGAAUGAACGAUGCUGGAAAUCACGGAGGAGCAUCUCCUGGAGAAACCUCCGCGGCGCUUACCUUUAUAUCCCCAAAAUUCCGCCAAACCCAGCCUGGUAAAAUAUCCCCCAGUGUGGCGUCUGAGGACCUAAAUUUUUAUGACGUCGUUGAGCAGUCGGAUAUUGCACCAACCUUGGCAGGCUUACUUGGAUUCCCAAUACCCUUGAAUAAUUUAGGUGUUUUUAUACCAGAGUUUCUUUCUCUAUGGCCGCAAGGCUUGGAGAGAUUACAUCUUCUUCUGGACAAUGGCAGACAAAUCCUCAAUGUUGUUAAGGCCACCUAUCCCAAGUUUAAUGAGCACUCCGCGCUGUACUGUGGUGAAAGGACUUUAGCGACAGAUUUAUCUAACCUUGAGUGCCAAUGGCAGAAGGCGUCUCAGCUCUUUCAGGAAGCCAAAGCCGAUUUGACCCUUCUCCCCGAUGCAGAAACGUCGCUUAUUGAGUUUUGUCGCGCAGCUCAACGCAUUAUGAGCAAUGCUUCGAGUAACUAUACUGUGACCAGGCUAUAUCAGGGCACAGCGGUAGCAUUUAUGGCGGUUCUAUUGUCUCUCAUUUCAAUUUUCAAGUUUUCGUUGAAAUUAACGCGAGACAUGAAAUACUUUUUACUUGUGGUCGCCGGUUAUUCUUCUUUGAUGUUUGCCAGCAGCUACGUGGAAGAAGAGCAACAGUUUUGGUACUGGGCGUUAACUGGAUGGAUAUGCUACUUAUAUCUCAGGACGUGCCGUCGAGCAACUAGCAGCUUUCGAUUCGGUAGUGCUUUGUGCCUGGCGGCUUUAUCCCGAAUUGCCAGACGCUGGAAUCAAACAGGCCAAAAGUUCGCUGCCGAACCCGACAUUGCCACAACAUUCUUUUCCAACCAUCCUAAUAUUCUAUGGAUAUUGGCUCUUUUUACGUAUACCGAUGUUUACCAGCGACUUAAACCUUUAGAUUUGGAAGGCCGCAAAGUCAAUAUUGCAUCGGCACUUUAUCUUCCAUUAACAAGUUUUGCUUUCAUAUUCAAGGCCGCGUUUACCUCAGCUGAUGCACCAGAACUAAUCCGCCACACUCCGCUCCUUUCAUCUUUGGUGGGAAGUGUGCAAAGCCUUUCUCUUCUUUUCCAAGCCCGAUUCAUUUUUGCUGGACUAUGCGGGGCACUGCUUUAUGGUGCCUUUGCAAAAUUUAAAGCAAGCCGGGGCUUGCAAUAUCGAAGGCGAGCAGAUUGGUCGUCUACAUUCCACGCUAUACUGAGUCUUUUCCUUCUCUCCCAGUCCCGGGCCACCAAUGUCCCUCUCUUUGGAAUCUUCCAACUUCAAUACGACCUCCUCUUAUCUAUGAGCCUAUCCCACUCCGAAAUCGCCAUCACGUCUCUUUUGAUGCAAUACACUGCGUUUUUUGCUCUUGGUGGUUCCAAUGCUAUAUCAUCUAUUGAUCUAUCAAACGCCUACAACGGGAUCGGCAGCUACAAUGUCGUUUUGGUUGGAAUCCUCACAUUCGUCGGCAACUGGGCCGGCCCUAUCUGGUGGGUAUCUGCCACGCAGUGCAUGCUUCGAAUGAAGAAUCAAAAUUUGAAGACACCCGGAGACAUUCACCUUCAACUGUGGACUUUAUUUACAGCUACAAGUUUGUUAGCUGUGAUGGUAGCAUGUACAGUUCUCAGAGCACAUUUGUUCAUCUGGACCGUAUUCUCACCCAAAUUCCUUUACAGUGCAGCAUGGGCAUUGGGGCACCAUGUCGUGGUUAAUAUUUUGUUCGGGGAGGGCCUUUUGAGGCUGCUCUAUAAUUAAUGAGUUUUUGUUGUUUCUUCCGUUGGUUUGCUGGGCUCACUGAAAAGAUUUUCUGGUUC